Heterostelium album PN500 is the source of this 1626-nucleotide messenger RNA. Its product is annotated as beta-N-acetylhexosaminidase. Gene Ontology annotation, molecular function: beta-N-acetylhexosaminidase activity. Bases 1 to 1626 code for a protein of 541 amino acids. NCBI's taxonomy places the organism in Eukaryota, Evosea, Eumycetozoa, Acytosteliales, Acytosteliaceae. The record is from RefSeq and is a predicted model, not a curated record. Gene Ontology annotation, biological process: carbohydrate metabolic process; glycosaminoglycan metabolic process. Gene Ontology annotation, cellular component: lysosome; membrane. The transcript has a single exon.
AUGUAUAAAUCAGCUUUAUUUAUUUUUGUAGCCAUCAUUGCUACAUCUGUAGUAUACUCACAGGAACCUGUGUAUAUCGGACCAAACAUUGUUCCAUUCCCACAGGUUUUGAAUACUGGCAGUUCAGUGCUCGCUGUCAAUCCAAACACUUUCAGCAUCACAACCGACUCCUCCUCACAGAUUCUCGGAAUCAAUAUUAAGCGUUAUCAAAAGUUGUUCUUCCCAUUCGGAAUGGUCAAGAGCAAUGCACCAGCCCUCAAUUUGGUGGUCAUUACCAAGUCCGACAGUGAAGAUCUCUUCUUGGGUAUCGACGAAUCCUACUCGAUCGUCGCCAACAACAAGCAGCUGACAAUCAACGCCAACACAGUUUGGGGUGCAGUUCGUGCUCUCGAAACAUUCUCACAACUCAUUCAAUGGAAUCCAGACCAGAUGAGUUACACCAUUCCCUGGGUACCAAUGACCAUUAGCGAUUUCCCACGUUUCCCAUGGCGUGGAUUCAUGAUUGACACCGGUCGUCACUUCCUCCCAGUGCAAUUCAUCCUCCACAUCAUCGAUACCAUUGCCUACCAAAAGUUCAACAUUCUUCACUGGCACAUUGUAGACGCCCAAUCAUUCCCAGUCGUCUCCUCGACAUACACCAAUUUGACUCAAGGUGCAUUCAACCCAAUCGCCAUCUACUCACACGCCGAUAUCCAAGAGGUCAUUGCCUACGCCAAAUCCUACGGUAUCCGUGUAGUACCAGAAUUUGAUAUUCCGGGUCACUCUGCUGCUUGGGGUGUUGGAUAUCCACAGUUGAUUGCCAGCUGUCCAUCGUACGCCUACAACAUCAACAAUAUGUUGUUGAACAUCGCUCAGCCAUACACCUACCAAUUCAUUGGAAAUUUGUUCGCAGAGAUGUCAUCGCUUUUCAUCGACCAAUACUUCCACACCGGUGGUGACGAAGUCGUUCUCGACUGCUGGGGUGAAGAUCCAACCAUCACCGCCUGGAUGAAGAAGAACAACUUCAACUUGGUCCAAGCUGAGGAGUAUUUCGAGAAUCAAUUGACCACCAUCCUCACCAAUUUGAACCGUACCAAGAUGGUUUGGAACGAUCCAUACCAAAACGGUGUCAACAUGACCAAGGAUACUUUGGUUCAAGUUUGGGAUUCCGCUUCACUCACCCAAGAGAUUGUCGAUGCUGGUUACAAAGCAAUCGUAUCGUUCGCUUACUACCUCGACAAACAAGUUCCAAACCCAGAGGGUAAGACUCACUACGAAUGGCAAGACACCUGGCAAGAUUUCUACGGUGCUGACCCACUUGACAACAUCACUACUUCCACCGCCAACGUAUUGGGAGGAGAAGCUUGUAUCUGGGGAGAGCAAGUCAACCAAGUAAGCUGGGAUGUACGUGUCUACCCAAGAGCUUUGGCUAUUGGAGAACGUCUCUGGUCAAACGAAGCAGUUACCGACAUUCAAACUGCAUUGGUUCGUUUCACCAACAACUCUUGUCACAUCGCCCAACGUGGAGUCAACUCUGGUCCACUCUAUCCAAACUACUGUUACCUUCCAGAGAAUAUUCCAAGUGGUCAACGUCCAAUCAUGACAUUGACACCAAUCGAAAUUGCUUCAAUACUUAAAAAGAAAUGA